UAACCUGUACGGUCUGUUUUGUUCUUAAACAAGAGACCUCAGUUAAUUGCAAAAGUGCUCUCUAGUGUAAUAGAUCAAAACAUGUUUCGUCUUGCAGCCAAACGUUUGUUUAUCAACAGAAAUUUUAGUACGAAAUUUGACGAAAUCAGCAAUCUUGUUAAGAAAAAUAAAGUGGUCAUCUUUAUGAAAGGCAUUCCAGAAGAGCCAAGGUGUGGAUUCAGCAAUGCGGUAGUUCAGAUAUUACGUAUGCAUGGCGUUACUUAUGAUGCUCAUGAUGUUCUCGAGAAUGAAGAACUUAGACAAGGUAUAAAAGACUUUUCUAAUUGGCCUACGAUACCCCAAGUAUUUAUAAAUGGUGAUUUUGUGGGUGGCUGCGACAUACUCUUAGAAAUGCAUAAAAAUGGAGAGCUUAUUGAGGAAUUGAAGAAAGCCGGAAUUAUUAGUGCUCUUUCGGAAAAUGAAGAAUCCUCUCAAAGUGGUGUCAACAAAUCUAAAGAAUAAUUUUGUUUUAAA
Molecule: messenger RNA, 513 nt
Organism: Cyphomyrmex costatus
Lineage: Eukaryota; Metazoa; Arthropoda; Insecta; Hymenoptera; Formicidae
Gene: Grx5
Product: Glutaredoxin 5
Exons: 3
Coding region: 82-501 (139 amino acids)
Cellular component (GO): mitochondrial matrix
Source: RefSeq, a predicted model, not a curated record